This is a messenger RNA of Bacillus rossius redtenbacheri, 4869 nucleotides long. It is a transcript of the gene l(3)mbt, whose product is annotated as lethal(3)malignant brain tumor-like protein 3. Lineage: Eukaryota; Metazoa; Arthropoda; Insecta; Phasmatodea; Bacillidae. The record is from RefSeq and is a predicted model, not a curated record. The coding region runs from base 416 to 4441 and encodes 1341 amino acids. Gene Ontology annotation, cellular component: nucleus. The transcript has 16 exons. Gene Ontology annotation, molecular function: chromatin binding; histone binding; zinc ion binding. Gene Ontology annotation, biological process: negative regulation of DNA-templated transcription.
UAUAUAUAUGACAUGGAAGUAGCUUUUAAGCGGAAGAAAAAAACGUUUACCUUUAAAGCUAUUUUUCCUUUUGCAUGAUGAAGUUUAACGCAAGCACGUUAACAAAGUUUGUAUUUGUAUUGAAUACAAUCACAGUUUCUAGACAAGUAAAAAUUUAAAAUUGAAAAUAUUGUGUCGAGUGCAUAUAUUGAAAAAAAUUGUUUAUUAACGAUAUAGCGCAAAAACUGCAAAUAACAUUACACUUUUUAGUAUACAAGUUUAAAAACGUGGUGUAAAUUUGCCGUGGAAAAUUGUUAAAGAACAGUUAAUAAAGGGCGCAUGUUUCAACGCACAGUGAAUGUACACCACAUCGCAGAACUUUGUUAACUCUAGAUUGCACGAAUUUACUUUUAUUUGUUAAAAGAAUGGUGUACACAUGAUACCGACAGGAAAUAUAGAGAAGAAAAUUAUGGUGAACGUGUCGACAAUGUCUGUGCCCCACACCUCCAUACUGCGGACGGACAAGACAGAGGUGGCGGGCCUGCAGGGUCCCUUGGCCCCCGCUCAGCAGCACCAGUCCGCGGGCACGCCCCGCAUGCUGCCCCUGCUCUACAUACAGAGCUCCCCGCCCGUCAGGAUCAACGCCAGCAGCGCUGCCACCUCCACCAUCACGGGAACUGUGUCGGCCCAGACUGCGACGAGCACCAUGCGGCCUACCAUCGUGACGAGCAACAGCCACCAGUUCAUUCCCGCGGCGCUGAGCACCAAGACGGCCGGCGGCACUAAGAACAUGGGCUCCCAGCCGCACUUCCUCAUCCAGACAUCUCGCCCAGGCACGCAAGUGCCUGUCUCGGGCGGGAACAACAAGCACACCAUCACGUAUUUCAGCACCAUCCUCAAGCAGCCGGGAGUGGGCGUGCCCAAGGCCGGAGACGGCACUCAGCUGGUGCUGCCCGCCGGCCAGCUGCAGACCAACAUCCUGCCCGGCUCCAACCAGAAGCUCGUGCUGGCGCCCCUGCCGGUCCUGCCGUCUUCAACCUCGGGAUCCGGCUGCCCUGCCCAGCCCGGGAAGCUGACGAGCGUGCUGAUGCCCGUGUCGCUGGCUCCUCAGGUCGGCUCCACCAAGAGUAACAUGAUCAAUCUGAAGAUAGCCAACGGACAGAUCCAUCACGAUGGGAAGGGACCUGUUACUGUUCUCCGAGAGACAAAGCCCAUGUCCGGGCCAGCGAGUCCUGCUGUGCCACCUCUCCAGCCCCUUGGGAAAUUCCCGAGCAAAGUGAAGUGCGUCAACACGAACGGUGUGAUCAUAUCAGAGCCGACCGCCAUGACAUCCAUGCCGCUGGGGCAGUUCACCCACCUGGUGCCCAUCGCGCCCAAGAAACACGGUACGUCAGACGAGAGCCGGAUGGCCACCGCAAGCGGCGAUGGCGGCGGUGCAGCCAGCAGCAAGAGCGCGCAGGAAGAGGAAGAUGCGGUCGAGGAGAGGCGGAAGAGGAGCCAGAACCGCCUGCACGAGGCCCUUGCUGCAGUUCUGAACAACAGUUCCACGUCGGUCUCGAACAACAGUUCCACAUCGAUCCUGAACAACAGCUCUGCGGCUGUCGCGCAGCUGCCGGUGAUGUCUGUGGCCACCCAGGCCAACAUUCCCCCUGCAGCGCCGCGCCCCUGUCUCUCUCCCACGCCGGUCGAGACUGACAUCUCCUCCGUGCUGCACAUAAACGCCGUCUCCGUGCAGGCGGAUGGGAGCGGACCCAUGCAGGUGCCGGACGAUGAAUCGUCCAACUCUUCCGUGGCUGCGGAAAGCUCAAACAAAUCACUGGAUGGUGAUAGCAAAAGCAAGGUUUCGAGCAAGCUCAUGUCCAUGGAGAAGAAUGAUAAAAGCAAGGGUUCGAGCAAACUCGUUUCCGUGGAGAAGAAUGGAGGUGAUGUCUCUGACAGUGAUGAAGAUAAAUGUGUGAUAGUUGACGAUAUCAAUAUUGAGGUCAUCAAGUCUGACAAGUCGGAGCCUGUUAAGACACGGUUAGAACCUUUUGAUUCCAAAGCUGAAGAUUUUGACCCAAUAAAAGUUCUUGAGUGGAAAGAUGGAAUUGGAACUCUUCCUGGGAGCAGACUUAAGUUCCGUAUGAAUGAAUUUGGCUUGAUGGAAAUGGUUGAAGAUGAAGACUAUGAAAAAAUGUUAAACAAAUCUGCUGUUACCUCAGAGCCAGUAGUAACUGACCACAAAGAAGGAAAAUCGCCUGGUGCGUCCAUCUCUGUCGGUAAUGAGAAGGAUGGUGCUGUUGGAAACAAUCUGAAACAGAAUGAUGCAGGGGAAACAGAAGACAGUUUAUUAAAUGGACCAAACAAGGAGAACACGAAGGCGAAGCUGGCCACCAGCAGCAGCCGGGACGACAUCUACUGCUGCGAGUCGUGCGGCUGCUACGGCCUGUCCUCGGAGUUCGUGAGCACGCUGUUCUGCAGCCACACGUGUGCCACGUCGUACGCAGCCAAGCAGGAGCAGCAGUCGAGGAAGGAGCGCGAGGUGCUGCAGCUGCGGCUGCGGCGUCGCAAGAAGCGCCUGCUGCACCUCAUGAAGCAGCAGCAGAUGGCGCUGCAGAAGCACCUGCAGCCGCCGCCCGGGGGCAGUCCCGCCGCUGCAGCCACCGCUGCCGCCACCGCUGCCACCGCGACCACCCCCGCACCGGGCGCCUGCAGCAGCAAGGCUUCCAGCUGCACCGAGGAAGACGCUGCUUCCAGCGACACUGGUCAGAGAGUCCCGUGGUUAGCUGGAAAGAGUGGUUUCUCAUGGACAAAAUAUUUGGAUUGCUGCAAGGCUAAAGCUGCUCCAACGAAGCUCUUCAAGGAUCCAUUCCCGUACAUGAAGAACGGCUUCAAAACUGGCAUGAAGAUGGAGGGCAUUGAUCCAGAACAUCCAUCUGUGUUUUGUGUGCUGACUGUGAUGGAUGUGCAAGGCUACCGCAUGCGUCUGCACUUCGAUGGCUACCCUGUUUCACAUGACUUCUGGGUAAAUGCGGACUCGAUGGAUAUCUUCCCAGCUGGCUGGUGUGAGAAGAAUAACCAUAAAUUGCAGCCGCCCAAAACCAUUCACGCCAACACGUUCAACUGGGGCUCGUACUUGAAAUUGUGUCGGGCACAGGCUGCCCCAAGAAAUCUUUUUGCCAACAAGACUGGCAGUUCAAUUUGUCCGAAUGCAUUUCGCCUGGGGAUGAAGCUAGAGGCAGUAGACCGCAAGAACGUGACUGUAGUGCGGGUCGCUACGGUUGCCAACCUGCUGGACAGUCGCAUAUUGGUCCAUUUCGACAACCUCGACAAGAAGUACGACUACUGGGCGGACCCGUCGUCGCCGUACAUACAUCCUGUGGGCUGGUGCAAAGAGAACAAGCGUUUCCUCACCCCACCACCAGGUUUCAAGGCAGAGCCGUUUUCGUGGGAACAGUAUCUAAAAGAAACUAAGGCAGUGGCUGCCCCGGCCAGGGCGUUCAAGCAGCGGCCUGCGUCUGGGUUCCGGCCGGACAUGCGGCUCGAGUGUGUCGACCCGCGUGUGCCUUCAAUUGUUCGAGUUGCAACGGUUGCGGAUGUGAAAGGCCACCAGAUAAAGAUACAGUUUGAUGGGUGGCACAAGCGCUACUCCUUCUGGGUGGAUGACGACAGUCCAGACAUUCACCCUGUGGGCUGGUGCCUGAAGACUGGUCACCCAAUAGAACCACCACUCUCGGCCGAUGAAACUGAUGCUGAAUACAGCUGUCCGACCGUAGGCUGCAAAGGCGUGGGCCAUGUGAAGGGCCCCAAGUUUCCAAACCACAACACAGUGGCUGCCUGUCCAUACGCUUCUCAGAACCUGUCUGUGGAUGGUCACAUUCCGGACAGGCUGUCUGGUCUAGCAGACUCGGCCGACGAGAAGACUGAAACAUGCCAAGAAGUCAGCAAACCUUCGGAGUCUCGUAAACACCCGGGUCGUCCUCCGAAAUGGCGGAAAAUUGAAGUUGAAGACAUCAAGCAAGAAACGCUAGAAGUGAAUGGCAUUGAAGAUGAUGAGGAUGAAGAGCAGAAGAAAAGGAAGAGGCCUGUCAAAGACAAAGAGAGUCCAUCGCCUUCGAAGAUGGACAUCCUUCGGAAGGAACUGCAGCAGUCCAUCCUGGACCCAGGGUACGAAGUGAACGCCAACAAGGCUACGCCAUUUUUGUGGGCCAAACACUCUCUCUUCCUCACCAACUACGUUCAUUCCGUCCAGACGGCGGACAACCCUGCGGCCUGGACCAAGGAGGACGUGGCUCGCUUCGUCGCCUCCAUCCCUGGCUGCGAGAGCAAAGCUAACGUCUUCAUAUCACAGCACAUUGAUGGCGAAGCAUUCUUGAUGAUGGCUCAGAGUGACCUCAUUCGCAUAGUUGGUUUCAAACUGGGCCCAGCCAUUAAGGUAUACAACAGUAUUGUGCUGCUGCGACAGAAAACGGGCAAAAGCUAGGUGCCGUUUUGUCUGUUUUGGAAAAAGAACACAAUUUUACUGCCAUUGUGUUGUGAUGAAAUCACUGUCUGAAUGUGAACUUCCUUUGAAAGUGUGUGAUAUACAUUCACGAUUACUGUUGUGUCAGGGUAUGCUCUGAUUAUUUUGCUUUUUUUUUUUUAAUCUAUUGUUUAGUGGAUUUUUAUGUAAUAAUUGUGCUGUUAAUUAAGCUGUUUUCAGUAUUGUUAUUUGCCUCUGUGUUUUUUUGAUUAUGGUUUUGAUUACUUUCUCACCACCGAGAACAAUUUUGCGAAAUUGUAAAUUAUUGCAAUAUGAGAUUUUUGACUGCCCUGUUCUUUGUAUAUAUAUAUAUAUAGAUUAAUAAUACAAAACCCACUAACAACAAUUUUUUAAUUUGUGUUUAUGUUAAUUAAAUGAUUACAAAACAC